Molecule: messenger RNA, 1626 nt
Organism: Dictyostelium purpureum
Lineage: Eukaryota; Evosea; Eumycetozoa; Dictyosteliales; Dictyosteliaceae
Exons: 3
Coding region: 1-1626 (541 amino acids)
Molecular function (GO): protein binding
Source: RefSeq, a predicted model, not a curated record
AUGAGCGAAAAUGAAAUAAAAAAUAUAAAUUAUAAUAAUGAAAAUCAACAAACUAAUCUAGAGCCAAUCAAUCCAAUUGUAGAUGAUUUAUCAGAACAAUUAAGAUUGAAAAAAUUACAAUUAAAAAGAAAAUUAGAAGAAGAUAAUGGUAUUGUGGAUAUUACAGAUAUAAAUAAUAAAGAUAAUAAUAGUAAUACAGAUAAUAGUGAAGAUAAUAGCAAUAAUCAAUCCCGAACCAAUAUAGAUAGCAAUGAUUUCACAAAUCAAGAAAUUAAAUCAGUUAAAUUAAACCCAGAAGAAGAGGCCCAACAAGUUUUAAAUGAAACAUUCAUUGGAUUUGGCGAUGAUUUAUUUAAAUUGGUUUGCAAUGGUCCAUUAUUAUCCAACUGUAAUAUGGCUGACAAUAACUCUGGAUCUUUUAAUGAUACAUUUUAUAAAGGUAUCAAAUGGUCACCAGAUGGUACAUGCCUUUUAACUUGUAGUGAAGAUAAAUACAUUAGAUUAUUCGAAUUUCCAUUCAAUAUUUUAAAUACAGGAAAAAAAGAAAAUAUAGAAAAUAUAGAAAAUAUAGAAAAUAUAGAGAAUUCAGAAAAUAAAAUAAAACAAAAUAUAAAUGACAUUGUAGAUCUUAAACCUGUUAUUGAAAUUAAAGAGUUUGAGUCAGUAUAUGACUACUGUUGGUAUCCACAUAUGAAUUCAAAUAACCCAAUUUCAUGCUUUUUUAUAACAACAUCGAAAGAUUACCCAAUUAAUCUUUGGGAUGCUUUUUCUGGUAAAAAAAGGUGUUCAUAUAAACCAUAUAAAGAUGUUGAUGAUUUAGAAUCUGCCUAUUCAAUUCAAUUUAAUAAUGAUGGCUCAAAGAUCUAUGGUGGUUUUAAAAAGUCUAUUAAAGUUUUUGAUAUUGAUAGACCUGGUGAUUAUUAUCAGGAAAUUAAAACUACAAAGAAAAGGAACAAAUCAAUACAAAAGAAUAAAAAGGGUAAUUGCGAAGAUAAUCAAAUCUAUUUAAAUGGUAUGAUCAGUAGCAUUGCAUUCGAUAAAAUGUCAAUGAGUGGUUUCUUUGCUGCAUCAACUUAUAGUGGUAACAUAGGUUUAUUCGAUGAAAGAAUUGAUCAGCUUGUAGAUAUAUUGCCUGACCCCAUAAUCUCCACAGAAACCACAGCAUCAAUGGGGAUAACUCAAAUAAUGUUUUCACCAAAAGAUUCAAAUUAUAUAUUCGCAUCAUUUAGAAAAUCAAAUUAUAUUGUUGGCUGGGAUAUUAGAAACUCUGUUGCUCAACAAGUUUAUCAAUUAUACCGCCCAUUGGAUACUCAUCAAAGAUUACAAUUCGAUAUUGACCCUGUCACAUCAAGAUAUCUUUCUACUGGCUCCCAAGAUGGUAAUCUAUUUAUUUACGAUUUAUUUUAUAAUGGUAAAUUGGUUUAUUCUAAACAAUUGGAGCCACAUUGCUUAAACUCUACAAGUUUCCAUCCUUACUUGCCAUUAUUAUCUACAUCUUUUGGUGAAAGAGAGUUUAAUUUAAAACAACUUGACCAAGAUGAAAUCGAUCCAUCAAAUCUUCAUCAGCAACCACAACUAUCACAAUUUCACAAAAAAAAUAGCUUUUCCAUUUUUAAAUAUAAUUAG